Sebastes umbrosus (honeycomb rockfish) is the source of this 1507-nucleotide messenger RNA. RefSeq names its product transmembrane protein 229A. The transcript has a single exon. The record is from RefSeq and is a predicted model, not a curated record. Bases 337 to 1395 code for a protein of 352 amino acids. NCBI's taxonomy places the organism in Eukaryota, Metazoa, Chordata, Actinopteri, Perciformes, Sebastidae.
AUAAAUAAAUUAUUAAAAUAUAAAACGCCCUCAGUGUAGUCAAUAAAUAAGCCAAAGAAAAGAGGUGGGUCUUGAGCUGUGCUUUUGAAAGACUCUGUAGAGGGAGCAGAUCUGAUGUGGUGAGGCACACAAACAUACUCUUUGUCCCCGAUUUUGUUUGUUUGUCCUCGAGUUGGAUUUCACAAGCUUUGGUUCACAAAAACGUAUUUUUUCCGAGGAGCCCGUGAACGCAGCAUCAGUCGCUCCGUGCAGUUUGCAGGAGGAGAUGCUCUGCAGCGGCAGCGGAACAAACAAUGUGUAGGAAGACCGAAUCUCUCCACACAAAGUGAACUGAUCAUGGCCAGUCGGUGUCGAGACGGCGGUCGCUCAGGAGACCCCACCGGCGGCUUGAAAGAGACGCAAACGCAACAAGAACCGUCCGGAGAGACGGAGGACGCGGGGGAGUCUCUGCGGGAGCUACCGCGAUGGAUGCGGCUUUAUUUCUACGGGAUGCACGGCGUGACUCUGGAUGUCCUGCUCUCAUCGGUGCAGGGUUUUCUAACCCAUCGGGACCUGAAACUGGUGGGCUUCUCCUCUCCGUAUCUCUGCAUCAUGCACUCACUGACCCACUUUGCUCUGGAGAAGAUCUACUCUCAGAAGAGGUGUUUCCUAGGUCGGCCUGUGGUGUUCCACCUGGUUUUCUACCCGUCUGUGUACAUCGGGCUGCAGAUCCUCAUCGGGAACAUCAACACUCUGACCGAGCAGGUGAGGGUGGUGUCUGGCAAACAGCUGAUGGUGCACUACAUCCUGGCUCUGUAUUUCUCCCAGGUGUUUCACAAAUGGAUGUCAAAGCUGCAGUAUCACCCAGACCUCCUCCAAAGCAAACCCAACCCGGAGGAGAGAGGUGAUGCUCGGUGGCCUCUCCACGGUCUCCCCGGUGUUGUGCGCUUCUUGUUCUUUGGCAUGCAAGGCCUCCUGGACGAGGUGAUCUUCACCUCCAUCUUCAACCUCGUGGAGAAGUCUGAUCGGACCCUGAGCGGCCACACGUCCCUGUGGUCCUUCCUGAUGUACGGCAGCUGCAGCUUCGUUGUGGAGAAGCUCUACCUCUACCUGCACUUCAAGCGAGGUUGGGGGACCUGGAGGAGACUCCCCAUCUACGUCGGCUUCAUCUACACCUGGGAGCUCUCCUGGGGUUUGGUGCUGAGGCAGUUCGGAGCCUGCUCCUGGGACUACUCCCAUUAUUCUCACAACUUCAUGGGACUGAUCACCCUGCUCUACCUGCCGGGCUGGGUCUGCCUCAGCCUGUUUCAGGACGUGCUGUCUAAUGUGCUGCUGAGAAUCAAGUGCACCAAAGAUGUGGAUGGUUCGAGUGAGAAUGGAGAAGUCAAUGGACAGCUGGAGAAAAAACAACUUUAACUUUUUCUUUUUUGAUGUUUUAAAGGGACUGUUUGUAACUUUCAGAAAUGCUUGUUAAAAGCAACACCUGUGGCCGUUAAGUUAACGAAAGUCAGCAUCGGGCUCGCGCUUG